AUGACUGCAUCUUCGGGUUACGCACCUAACGGGCGGCUAAACUCGGUUGCCGGUGGAGGUGCCUGGUUUCCCUCGCAAAAUGUCAUCGGGGAAUGGUUGCAGGUGGAUUUAGGGGAAACGCGCCACAUCACAGGAGCCAUGAUUCAGGUCCGUUACGGGGCCAGCCACCACCGUUACGGGGCCAGCCAUGUGAAGUCAUACAAACUCCAGUACAGUACAGAUGGGAUCAGCUGGACGACAUACGGCAACAGCUAUGUUCCAGAAAAGGUUUUUGAAGGACGUUAUGAGCUAUUGAGCAGCCCUGUAGAUGCCCGUUUUGUGCGUUUCUACCCUCAGACCUGGUAUCUACGCAUCGCCAUGAGGGUGGGAGUUCUGGGCUGCAACACCAGUAUGCCACUAGAAAUGGAGUAUGCGGGUGACGUGGACUUAUUAGAUGAGGAAAGAGAUCCACUAGAAAGUCUCCUACCUGUAGCAGCGAAGACUCUAAAAGACUCAAAUCUGUUUGUUAACGAAGGUAAAACAGAGUUCACAGAUGUCUACCUGGCAGACAAACCACUACGGGGAGAAGAGGAAUGGAGGAAAAUCUGUAGUGAUCCUCUUGGAAUGGGAUCCGGUGCCAUACCUGAUAGCAGCAUCACUGCAUCCUCAUACCUAAAUGACGGUUACCUCCCUAGAAGAGGGCGGUUAAACUUAGUUGGUUCUGGUGGCGCCUGGGCACCGAGGUACACUUUCAACGGGCAGUGGAUGGAGGUGGACUUAGGGGAAAUGAAGCGAGUCACGGGCACCAUCAUUCAGGGUCGGCACAAUGAGAACCAGUGGGUGACGUUGUACCAUCUCCAAUACAGUACAAAUAGGGCUAUCUGGACGACAUAUGCUGGCAUAGAUGGCUCACAAAAGGAAUUUCCAGGAAACCGCCACGCCACAACGAACAUGCUGGAGAACCCAGUUGAUGCUCGUUACGUGCGAUUUGUAGUUAGAUCCUAUGGUUGGAAAGUCGGCAUGAGGGUGGAAAUAUUGGGCUGCAACACCAGUAACGUCGACAGAACCCUUCCAGUAACAAAUCUACUGGACUACCCGGUUGAUGCCCGCUAUGUGCGUUUCCUGCCUCAGUCCUGGAAUGGAAGGAUGACCAUGAGGGUGGAGAUCAUAGGCUGCCCAUCUUGUUCAACCACGAGGCACUUGGAAAAUGGAACUCUGACCUGGGACCUUCCCGAGGUCAACUCCUCGCCCUUCAUCUUCGAGGUCAAGGUCAACACCAGCGGCAGUGGGUCCGGCAUCAUCUACCUCUACCGGUGGGGUGACAACACGACGGAGAACCAGGACGGGUAUCGUGUUGAGCUCAGAUCUGGACAGUCUCAGAUAGAAAGGACUACAAAGGACACAGACAGAGAAACCGUUGCGAGUAACUAUUCAACAGAUAUCACAUCGGCUGAAGAGUUCCGGAGGUUCUGGAUCUGCUGGUCGAAAGGCGGAAGUGUUGGUGUGGGCAGGGCUGGAGAGGUGGAACCCUUCAUGAGCUGGACAGAUCCAUACCCAUUCAUUGGUUACAUCAUUCGUGUCGGUUACGCGACCGUAAAUGUUUCAGGGGACUUUAGGUUCAACUGCACACAAGUUUUAUCCUCAGCCGCAGUCGUCCCAGUCUGUCCACGUCUACUCGGAAUGGAAUCUGGUGACAUACCUGAUGGCAGCAUUACUGCAUCUUCCUUCCGUCGAGAAGCUUCCUAUACUUACGGUCACGAGCCUUACUACGGUCGGUUAAACGCAGCUCCAACACGCGCCUGGACAGCAGGGUACACCUUCGUCGGACAGUGGCUGCAGGUGGAUUUAGGGGAGAUGAAGCUCGUCAUGGGCACCAUCGUUCAGGGUCGGCUUGAUCACGAGGAGCGCCACUGGGUCUUUCCAGGCAACGUCGACAUGAGCAUUCCUGUCACAAAUCUACUGAACAACCCAGUUGAUGCCCGUUAUGUGCGUUUUGUGGUCCAUACUUGGAAUGAUCGUAUCGCCAUGAGGGUAGAGAUUGUGGGCUGUAACUCCACUGCAGUCGUCCCUGCCUGUCCACAUCUACUAGGGAUGGAAUCUGGUGCCAUACCUGAUGGCAGCAUCACUGCAUCCUCUUUCCUUCGUGAAACAUCCUAUAGUUCUGGCCUCGAGCCUCACCGAGGGCGGUUAAACGCCGCUCCGACACACGCUUGGACAGCAAGGUACAACUUCGUCGGACAAUGGUUGCAGGUGGAUUUAGGGGAAAGAAAGCUCGUCAUGGGCACCAUCAUUCAGGGUCGACUUGAUCAUCAGGACCGCUAUUGGGUCUUUCCAGGCAACGUCGACAUGAGCCUCCCUGUAACGAACCUACUGGACAGCCCAGUUGGUGCCCGUUAUGUGCGUUUCGUGGUCCAGACCUGGAAUGAUCGCAUCGCGAUGAGAGUGGAGAUUGUUGGCUGUAACACGUCGAGUAAGUGCCUUUUUCAAGGUCAUUGA
Messenger RNA from Branchiostoma floridae (Florida lancelet), 2475 nucleotides. RefSeq lists its product as uncharacterized. The record is from RefSeq and is a predicted model, not a curated record. Lineage: Eukaryota; Metazoa; Chordata; Leptocardii; Amphioxiformes; Branchiostomatidae. Bases 1 to 2475 code for a protein of 824 amino acids. The transcript is spliced from 16 exons.